GAAUAUACAAUUUUUCUAUAAUAGGUUGGACGUGAAACUAUCAACUCAAGUGAAGAUGCGAUAUUGAAGCAGGACAUGCCAGCAGCACUAGUCAGAGUGGAGGGUGCAUCACGAUUGUUAGAGGAAGCAUCUGCUAUGCUGAAAGUUGAUCCGUACAGUGGUCCAGCCAGAAAGAAGCUUAUUGAAGGCUCCCGAGGAAUUCUUCAAGGAACAUCUGCAUUGCUGCUCUGUUUUGAUGAGUCAGAAGUACGGAAGAUUAUUCGAGAAUGCAAGAGGGUGCUGGACUACCUGGCAGUUGCAGAAGUGAUAGAGACAAUGGAGGAUCUUGUUCAAUUUCUUAAGGAUCUUAGCCCUUGUCUCAGUAAAGUUUCACGUGAGGUUGGUGGGCGUGAAAAAGAGCUCACUCACCAAGUGCACCGGGAGAUCUUAGUACGCUGCCUGGAGCAAGUGAAAACUUUGGCACCCAUCCUCAUCUGCAGCAUGAAGAUUUUCAUUCAUAUAAUUGCUCAAGGUGGCAAGGGGGCGGAGGAAGCAGCAGAGAACCGUAAUUAUCUGGCGCAGCGCAUGACAGAUGAACUGAAUGAAAUCAUUCGAGUCUUACAACUGACAACAUAUGAUGAAGAAGAGUGGGAUGCUGACAACCUGACUGUAAUGAAGAAAGCACAGAAUGCAAUUGAAGGAAAAGUUAGGGCUGCUCAUGACUGGCUGGAGGAUCCAUUGGCUCUGAGAGGUGGUGUGGGUGAGAAGAGCGUAAGACAGAUACUGGAACAUUCACAGCGAGUUUGUGAACGUGCACUACCUGGUGAUGCAGAAGCUAUUAAGAAGUUGUGUGGGGAUAUUACUACUAUGACCGAUGCUCUUUGUGAGCUGCGACAGGAUGGAAAGGGCGCUACACCGCAGGCUGAAUGUUUAGCUCAUGGCAUUCAAGAGAAGUUGGGAGAAUUGUGUGGGCUUGUACAACGGGCUGUUGUCGGAGUGGAGAAGUCUGGAGUACAGCAGCCUGCUCACACUGUAUCAGGAAGGUUGGAACAGGCACGUAGGUGGCUGGCCCAUCCAGACAGGGAUGAUCGUGGGCUUGGACAGCAGGCUAUUGCACUCAUUGUUACAGAAGGCAAGAAGGUAGCUGAUGGUCUUCCAGGAAUACAUAAAGCAGAAAUUUUAGGCUUGUGUGAUGAAGUGGAUAUUCUGUCACGACAGCUGAGUGACUUGUGUCGAAGAGGUCAUGGGGACACACCUCAAGCUCAAGAUGUUGCAAGGUCUUUAUCUCAGAAACUGUAUGAGCUGAAAGACCGCAUCCAGAAUGCAGUUGUUAGCCGUGUUGUAGAAGACUUCAUUGACAUCAGCUCCCCACUGAAGCAUUUCACUGACGCUGUCCAUGUUCCUCAAGGAACUCCAGGCAGAGAGCAGAACUUCAAUGACAGAGCACAACAGCUGCAGCAGUUCAGUUCGCGAGCAGCAAAGACGGCACGCAUGGUAGCAGCUGGUGGAAGUUCUGGCAAUAAGAAGUUGGCCGAAGCUUUGCUUAGCUCUGCUUCUCAGGUAGAGAGUCUUACACCACAGCUGGUGAGUGCUGGCCGGAUUAGGAUGAAUUACCCGGAAAGCAAGGCUGCUGAUGAACACUUUCAAAACCUCGUCGCCCAGUAUUCAGACUCAGUUCAGCAUGUCAGAGCACUCUGUGAUGAGGCAACAGACUCUGCAGAUUUUAUUAAGAUGUCCGAGGAACAGAUUCAGAAGCACUCGAUUUUAUGUGAAGAAGCAAUCCGCAAGAUUCAACCGCAGAAGAUGGUUGACAAUACUGCUAGUAUAGCAAGGUUGGCAAACCGAGUUCUUAUGGUUGCAAAGCAAGAGUCUGACAAUUCAGAAGAUCCGCAGUUCAUAUCCCGUAUAAACAGUGCUUCUGAUCAGGUGCAGGCAAGUGUAACACCCAUGGUGCAGGAUGCUAAAGCAGUUGCUGUCAACACACAAGAUUCUGUUGCAGUGUCCAGAUGGCGUGAAUCAAAUAGAGCUCUCCUGACUGCUGUAGGCGAGGUUCGUCAUGCGGUCACCAUCACUCCUGAUCUUCCUUCUCCACCAGAUGUGUCUAAUCUUCACAUCAAUGAUGCUGAGUUGGGCGACAUAUUUAAUGUGGAUUUUAAUUCCAUUUUUGGCCUGGACAAGAGCCAUCUGGUGCAGGGCUAUCAGCCAUCACAACAGCAGUACAAUUACUUCACUGACAAAGUUGGCUCGUCGUUGAGGGAACAGCCAGGGCCCACAACUGCGGGACAACUGUCCCCUCAUUCUCCCUCUCAUAGGGCUCCUUAUGGUGGGACAAGGGCUAUUAGUCCCCUGCCAAAGUGGGCACGAGGCGAAAAUGCUGACCUCUUAUAUCAGGAAUUGACAUCAGAUGAUGAUCACGCAGAUAGAGAAUAUGCUCCACCAAGACCCCCUCUCCCAGGGGGAGAGGUACCACCACCUCGACCCCCACCACCAGAAACAGAUGAUGAAGAUGAUAUGUUCUUGCAUGCACCAUUGCCCAACCAGCCAAUUAUGAUGGCUGCACAUGGACUCCACCAAGAGGUGAGGCAGUGGUCAAGCAAGGACAAUGACAUUAUUGUAGCUGCUAAGAAAAUGGCAGUCCUGAUGGGCCGGCUGUCACAGUUGGUGCGAGGGGAAGGGGGAAGCAGCAAGAGGGAUCUCAUUUCCUGUGCCAAAAGCAUUGCAGAAGCUUCCGAAGAGGUAACACGCCUCGCCAAAGAGCUUGCUAGGGAAUGCACAGACAAGAGAAUGCGAACGAAUCUCCUACAAGUGUGUGAGCGUAUUCCUACCAUUGGCACACAGCUCAAGAUCUUGUCAACAGUUAAGGCAACGAUGUUGGGUGCUCAAGAGGUGAUUCCCCGGAUGGACAUGGGAGAAAUUCUUGGGGGCACAGAGGAAGAUCAAGAAGCAACGGAUAUGUUGGUGGGUAAUGCGCAGAACCUAAUGCAGUCUGUCAAGGAGACAGUUCGAGCAGCAGAGUCUGCAUCUAUUAAGAUUCGUACAGAUGCAGGUAUUCGCCUGCGUUGGGUAAGGAGACAGCCUUGGUACCAGUACUGACGUGUCCAAUGUGAGUGGGAUGAUAAGAGUCUGCACUCAACCCAUCAGUCAAUCUGCCAAAAACAGCUUACUGUCUGUAGACAAAUCUGCAUUGUUUCCCCAUCAUACGUACAUACACUUAAACAUAUGUUGACUAUGAUGUAAAGUUACUUACCUUGGAAAUUUUAUGUCUUUGUACAAAAAUAUACAAGAAUGAAGUAUGUCACUGUUACAGAAUGUUACAUAAAACCAGCCACAGUUCAUAGAUUGGACCGGACAGAGUGAGAGAACAAAAAUUAUUAUCCCCCCAAAUAAAAAUUUGUCUCUUUCUCUAUGUUACGUUCCUGGUGUUGGUGUUUCACCAAAACACUUUGUAUCAGUACACAAUUUUCUUCUGAAGAAUUAUAUUAUUUGUGUGGCUUAAGCUGUCAUAAAUAAAUUCUCAUGCACUGCAUUUCCAGAAUUAGCAGAUUGAUUUAUUAACUUUGAGAGUUAAUCUCAUUUAACACAGUCAGACAUUAUUUGAUUUUGCUUUGUAGUGUAACAAACAUGUUUCCUACACUUAUUGUUUAUGUCAUAUGACAAGAAUUUUUGGAGUGGAGGUCAAUUUAUACUGCUCAAGUUCUUCAAUGCUUUGUGACGUUUCUUCCCCUCCCCUCUCUCUGUGUCUUUUAUUUGGUGCCUGUUGUUAUGUGAACAAUCAACCCUCAGGCCAAGAAUUGUGUUCUCAUUUCAGCUUUAAAGAAAAAGGAUAAAUGGCAAUGAACUUGUUAGUUAAUGGACAUGUGAAGGGUGAUAAUAAAGUAAUUAACAUACAGAGAUACACAUUUUAGUCCAACAUUAUGAUGUUAAAACCACUUCUAAAUUUUAAUUUUUGGUUGUCUUAAUAGCAUCACUCCUGUUUUACCUUAUAAUUAAUCUAAGUGGUGUUCAUGAAAUUUCUUGGCUUUACUGCAUAAUAUAUUAAUACAUUUUCUUAAAAUAUUUUAGAUGUUGAAACUGUGAUAAUUUUCAGCAUGACGGCUUACCUUUGUCUUUGAAAUUCAGUUAUCAGAGAGUCUUUAUGUGGACUACUUUGGAAAGUUAGAAUUUUAUGGAUAUUAAGGAGGAUUUGAGGUUUUCAUGGUGGUGAGUCUGAAGAUGGCUGUCUUCUGGGUUGUUGCGCCUUAUAGUCUGGUAGAAGAUUACUGACGUUUCAGAGGUCUCUCUUGCCUCCAUCAUUGGGGCCCUGAUAAUGGAGACAGCAAGGACCUCUGAAACGUCAAUAAACUUCUACCAGACUACAAGGCGCAACAACCCAGAAGACAGCCAUCACCUUUAUGGAAAUUGUAGUCAAGAAAGUAUUAUGACUUCUCCAAUAUUGCAGUGAUGUUAGUUAUACUCGUGUAAGUCACUUCUGAAGAUUUUAAUAAUGGGCUUUUAUUCUUUAGCCAUAUUUCUAAUGCCAUCCUAGGUACUGACACUUAUACAAGAAUCAAACUUUGACGCAUUAUAAACCAGAACCAUAUAAUUAUAUAAAAUAUUGUGCCCACAGAUUUAUUUAUGUUGUUUGAACUUUUAUAGAAAAUAUUAUUACAUAUAUAUUUUUAUAGAUUAGUGGAAGCAUGCUAGAGAUUAAUGUAAUUGCUUAACAUACUUUGCGUGGAUGGGACAAGAGGUGUGCACCAGGUAUUGGUUGGGAAGCCUGAGGGGAAGAGACCGCUGGGGAGACCUAGACGUAGAUGGGAGGAUAAUGUGAGGCGGGAUCUAUGGGAGAUAGGAGUUGAAGGAGACUGGAUUUUGUUGGCCCAGACAGUCCAGUGGAGGGCUUUGGUUAAUUUGGUGAUGAACCUUUGGGUUCGGUAAGCCAUCUAGUUAGUUAGCUUAAACAUACUUACCUGACAUGAAUCUCAGUGAAAUAUCAGGUAAUAAAAUAUUUCCAGUUUUUAAAAAUAUAAAGCACCAGCAUUUUGGAUAUAUUUUGAAUAUCUUUAUUUGUGUAUAAAAGCAUUUAUCUUCUGUACAUUGUAUGUUUUUACUUGUAGAUAAUACAGGACAUGGAUUAUUAAUUUUUCAUGCCAUUAUGAGUAGAAUUAAUUGUAAUUUUCAGUGUUACGCUCUUCAUUAUUCAUAGAGUUUGUGAAUAUCUAUAAAGCGUUUGCCCUCAUUUAUGCUUCUGUAAUCCAUGCAAAGUGGUCCUGAGUCCAUAAAAUAAGGUGCCUUACAAUGUGCAAGAAUUCAACAUCUCUACUGAAUGAGGUACUUUCCCAAAAUAUUUUUGUGUCAGAUUAUAGCUACCUGUAUUGUGUAUAUAAUAACUGAUCCUGGGAAACGAAUUGAAAUGGUGUUGAUCUUGCAGACCAGUGAUAUGAGCCUAUCAGUAAUCUGUUGAUAUGGAAUUGAGAUUAUUGUCUAGAUUUAUUGUUAUAAUCCAGAGAAACUUUUUAUGGUUGUGUUUGACACUUUCUAGGUUCAUGUGGUAUGAACACUUUGCAUGGAAGAAUCCAAAAUUUGAAUUUACCUGCGUGGUUUUUUGUAAUCCUCUGGUAUCAUGUUGUGUGUUAUCUAUUAGUUUUAAACCUUCAUAAGCACCCCUAACAUUUUAUAUAUACCAUUUAACUAGGAUAUGAUAAAUGGCAUGGAGAAACAAAUUCGUUAACAUGCCUCAUUAUUUAGUGUGAUUAUAGAUUUUGCCUGAGGGUUGUGUGUCUGUAACAGAUGGAAAGGAAACAUGAUGUCUCCGUCAUCUGUAUCGUUUAAUAUUAUAGAUCGUUAUGAUUGUUGUAGCAAUGAUCUAUUUUUCUAUUCUUCUUGUCAUCAUCUCAAUAACUGAGAUGACAAAAGCUUCUGUAGUUCAUGUUCCUAUACCAAUACCUCUUUCUGUGUCUGUAUAUGAUAAUUUGUUGCCACUAAUCUGAAAGUUUAAACUUUAAAGCUAUGUUGAGUACACAGACAUUACUUGAAGUGAAAUGUUAAUAUUGAGGUGGAAUCCCAAGGGAUGACAGCUCUCAAAUCUGUGCAAUAUUACUUGCUGCCAUUUAAAUUAAAAUUAAUAUCAUGUUGAAAUGCAGUUCCCAGUAUCAACUGGAUACUUUGUUUUUUUCAGUUGGUUUAACAACUGUCUGUUGUCUUUUAAAACUUAUCUUCAGAGAGAAAUAACAAAUGUACGUGUGAAGGAAUGACGAUUUAAUAUCACCUGGGGCCAAACUACUCAAAACAUUGUUUUGCUUCAGGUAAAGUUCACAAAACUCAUGGUUUAUUCAAUUCUCAUAGCAGUUCAUUUUUGCCAAGUAUAUCAUUAAAUUCAUACAUCCACAGCCUGAAUGAGAUUUGAACCAGUGACCCUGUGAUGUAAGGAAAUAAUUGAAUUGCAUGUUUUCAUCUGUAUAUCAACUGCACAUUUUAGAGUACACCAUAAAAAUUCAAAAGAAAUUUUUCGAAAUUUAUAUGUUGGGGCUGUGUAUUACAUAAUCAUACCUCUUUGUAAAUGCGAGGAAUGUGUAGCACUGCUACAUGUGAUGAAAUAUUCACAUUAAGCUGGAAGUCUCUCUUCUGGGUUGUGAUAUCAUGACUUGUACAUUGAUACAAAAUGUCCACUAAUGUUGAAAUUAAUCUUCUAUCAUGAUUCAUUUCAUUAUAAAUCUGCCAGUUUUUCUAAGGAGCAUCAUGAUAUUGAAUGUUUAUCUUCUUGAGAAGAACUGUGAUGUGUCUAGCUAAGUAGUUAAUACUACACUGAAGGUUGCUGGAAUGUUAGUUUACAUCCCACGUGUAGGAAAAAUAUAUAGUAUUGUACGUACAGUAUUACCAGUCUUGUGUAAGGUAACAUUCAAUUUUUAUAUGUGCAUAUUUGAAGGUAUAUUAUAUCAGAUAAACAGAUGACGUUUAAUUGCGUGAUUUACUUGUCAUUGCUCAAUGACCUUAUAUUUUCACUCUGCAAGAGACCUAAGUUAUCACACUUUCUUGAUUUCAUACAGUGAUUCAGGAUAGGGUUCAGUUCUCAUUAAUGUUAAAGGAUCACUGCAGAUGACAAAAUACUUGUGUGAUUCAAGUGGAAAUGUUGAACAUAUUAUGAGUAUAUAGCAUAUUUAAAGCUUUGAAUGGCUUGUUUGUGUGUUUCAGUACAGUGUUCUUAUUACAUUUCCCAGUUAUAUAAACCUGCAAAUUACGGAAUUUUCAUUUCAUGCAGAAUAUUUUGCCCGGUUUAGCAAUUUAAGGUUAAAUAUUGUUAGUAACUUUGUAUUUAUUAAUAGUACCUGAGUGAUCUAAGGCACAGGUCUUGACCACUCAAACACUGGGAUCAUGGGUUGAAAUCCCAUUCUAGGCUUGGAUGUGCCCAUUGUUUUGUGUUGUGCUGUUCAGUGAAGGCACUGGGUUGACCACUCGUCUGAGGAGUCCUACCAAAAGUCUGAAUAGAUUCAUAAUUUAGAAGCAGUUCUAAUUAGAAUAGGCCAUAAGAACUGAAGUUGUAAUUAAAUGUGUUUUGCAAAUUGUAUUAUAGUUUGCCCACAUGACUGGACAGAAAUAGCUGCUGUCCACUUGACUGCCAUAUAUAAUACAUCAUAUUUGCAAUCACUACAGUACUAAGGCACAAUGCAUUUUUAACUUAUGGUAUAAUUCAGUAGACAUGCUGAAUUUUGUGGAUAUUACGUAUAUUAAGAUUUUAUUGUCAGUUGAAUGUAAGGGGUUCUGACUGCUGGUGUAUAAUGCACUAGCAAUGUAUCUUGUAACAUUGAAUGUAUAUACAUUGCACAAGAGGGCUGCUAUUAUGAUUUCUUUUAUUUGCUCUGUUGACUGUAUGCAGUGUGUUUGAUGAAAAUACCAGAAAAUGGUUUGCUUAUCUGUCCAAAAUAAUUUUCAAAGCUGAAAGGAAAUUACUAUAUUGUUAAUAUUAGAGAGGAAGGAAGGAGAAUUGGAAACUUAGUUGUGAUAAAAAAUAUAUAAACACUACACUUUUAGUCCAUUCUCUAUAUAUACAUUUUUGUAGGCUGAGGUUGGUUACUGAAAGCAUAUGGUAUGUACGUAUUGAUCAGGGGCAGGGCACACAUGCCCAGCUAGCACUUUAAAUAAACAAAAAUUGUGUCUUAUUUUUGUGGUUCAUUGGUACUCCAUACACUGAAACACAGCAAAACCAAUCAGACAAAAUGCAUCGUUAGCAUUGUUAGCGAGCCCCAGCAAGUCAGGUGUUUUUACAUUUGCUGCAAGUGUCUCAACUAGCUGGCUAACAAUGCCUGGCCAUAUGAAGGUGGCUAAUAAUUCAUUUUAUCUGAUUGGUGCUGCUUUUUUGCGGUGUAUGGUGUACCACUGUACCAUGAAAGUAAGAUGAGGCUUUUUAUUUUUUUAUUAUUUUUUUAUGAAGUGUUUGCUGGGCUCACAUUAUUAAUGUGCACACUCCACCCCUGAUAUUGAUGAUAACAUUUCUGCAUAAUUUUGAAAGCAUGCCUAUCGAGAACUCAAGACUCGCCUGACUGACUUGUCUUGAAUUUGUUCACUAUUCCUGUGAACUUUUGGCUAUAAUUCAUUUACUUAAUCUGGUUAUGUUUCAAACAUGACAGUGUAUCUUGAUCAAAAAAUGCAGUUUGGCGGUUGUAUUAGGUGAACAUUAAAAAUGAAACUGCAGAGAAAAGGUAUGUAUAAUGUUUGCCUUCAAUGUUUGGCAUUAUGCCAGUUCAAAUUUGAUCCAGAAUUUUGAUAAUAGUGUGUCAGUGAAUGAUUAUACCCGUUUCAUAUUAAAUAAUUUUCUCCAGGUACUUUCCCUCUACAUGUAUAUAACUGCCCUAUCACUGCAGAAGAAAAAAAUUUAAGGCAGGUUUUCAGCCAAUUUAGACAUUGAAAAACAACAAAUCCUGGGUCAGAUUUGAACUGCCCACACAUGUGGUGCAAGGAUUGGAAUAAGAGCACUAAGAUCUUUUAAAUUGUGCGAGGAGGUGAAAUGUUUAAUUGAUUAUUGAUUUGUUCAUGAUUUUAAUUAUAAUUACGUUUGUAGGUUAUUCAGUUACCUAGCCUGUGUUAUUUCAUACUGUGUAAGUAUUCAUGUGAGUGGAAUAUCCAGAUGUUGCUAGGUAUUUUCCAGAAAUUCAUUUAUUGUUAUUUUGAUUUAUUAGGUUGUUCACAAUUAUCAUUUUGAAUGAAUACAAAGUUCAUUGAUUAUUUGCUUACACAAACAAAAUCAUAGUCAAAAGACAAAAAGCACUACCCAUAAAAGACAGGUUACUGGAUCACAAUGUCUCAGCCUAAUUAGUAAUAAACUGUUAUAAAAUGAUGUGUUUGAAAGCAUAUUUCAUGUAAUUUUGUUGUUGUGAUAAUGAUCUUCCACAAAGCAUCCACAUCAUACAUUCAGAAGGUUGCAGACCUAAUUAAAGAACUAAGAUUUAAUUAUUUACUGUGCUAUAUUAUUCUAAUCCUUUGUGUUCCUCGCUGGUGUUUUUCUCCCCCCUCAUAGUGUCACAUGUUUCACAAAUGCGAGACGUUGAAAAGUAUUAUAGCACCAUCAGAGACACUGUCUUCACAUUUUUAAAGAGUCCUUUGUGGGGGGGAGGGGUGUCAGUCUGUGACCCCAUGUAACAUGGGGCACCUAAAGUUGUCACAUUCUGUAAAUGAGUUGGAAUGUUUCACAUUGUAAUCUUAAGUGAAACUGAUACAUACUCACUUCAGAUUCGUUAAUUUUUAUUAUUAUAAAACAGCAGUUGAGCCGUAUUAGUACUACUAGAAUGUAUCUCUAAAUUAAAUUACAUUAAAUUGUAGAACCGUAAUAUACAGAUUUCUUUUGUGUUUGUUAUAAAUUACCAACAAACAAUCAUUGUGCCAAGGAAUAUUUGUAUUAAUUACUUAAAUUGAGACACAUGACUGUUAAUAUAUUUUUGUUUCUAGAUAAGUAUAUUAUGAAUGAUUUACAUGAUUUAAUAUAUAUACCAAUGUUAAAGGAUUAUCUGGAAAUCUCCUUAUACAAGCAGUUGCACACGUGUUGAUGGACAUUGUGAUAGAAAUCUGCAGAUUGAUUGAUGAUACCAGUUUAGUGUGGACAUUAAAUGUUCUUAUUUCACUUAUGCGACAGACAUAAGUGGGCUACUAGUGGUGAUGAAGAACACACACAGGAUUUAGAACUGUGAUUCAAAGUGUUCUUUCAGCUUAAGUUCAUAUGUGCCUUGAAUUACAGGUUUUUCCGUUCAUAGUAAUAAAACUGUUUAUUCUUCUUAAUGAAAACUAGUUCUUAGUCAUAUUUUAUGCAUUUUUAUUAUGCUCAGCCCAACCUUAUCACUACUUGAGUUUUCCACACUUGCAUACUAAUAGAGCAAAGGUAGUGAAUUCAACUGUUUAUGUUCCAGAUGUAGGAUAUUCAUUUCUUAUAUGAACUUAAUCCCAAAAUUCUUUUCAUGUCUCUUUUAUUUGUAAUGUGUUGUUUAUAUAAUUACUGCAGUACUUUUCAUCUCUUCAACACAACAGGUAUUUUAAACAAUUUGCUUAGCAGAAUAUUACAUUUGUACUUCAAAAUUAUAUUUUGCUAAAUUUACUAGCAAGCCAUGAACACAGUUUGCAACAGACCCAAUGUAUCUGUGAAAGUGGAUUGAGAUGUUUAAUAUCUGAAAAGCAAAUGACUUGACUGAAAGUUGCUUUUGUGAUAAACUAAUUGUUUUCAGUCAGUGUAACUAAUCCAUAAUUUUUUUAUCAGAUAAUACAAUGUUCACUGAUGGCUUUGUAUUAAUGUAUGUGAAUAACUGGACUUCCAGAAUUUAUUAUUAUUGGUGUUCCUUUUAUACUCAGAAUGGCCAUAAUAUAUGUUGUGCUGUAUUCAAGCUUUUUUAAGAGGAAUCAUAUUUGUAUUAGUAUAAUUUUAUCUGAAGAUCAGUCCUCUACAUUGGCAGAAUUUUAUUAGUUAUAAAUUCAUUGCUCAUAAAUUUGAAAAAUGGAGGAUUUAUUUUAACAUGAAUAGCUAAGUAGUUAUCUUUUAUCUUUUGGUACACAAAUUUCAAUGGGACGUUUCUAAAAUUGUUAGUCCAAGUGUUCAUUAAAGUAAUGUCAUCUUGUUUCUAUGUGGAACUGCUUGUUUCGGUGAUUUUUAGAACUGAUGUUAUAAAUAUCUCAGCUUUAGGAAAAAAAGAAUGUACAAUAUAAUGACCAGAAAUAAAACAGUUUCUUGUGGAAGAAUAAAAAUAUGUUUGAAUGGGAAGAUGAAAUGAAGGCAUGAGACACAUGCCUAUUAAUUAUGACAUCUUCCUGUGCCUACAAUUUCCAUAAAUAGGAAGUGUAAUUUUUUGUCUGACUUCUUCAUGUAUAUUCAUUUUUGGGAUGUUUAUUCUUACAUUGACCUAAUUUAAUUAUUAAUUUGUUAUAGUAAUGUACUUUUGGUUGUGUAUUGAUCAUAAUAUUACAAGAUUAUAACAGUUUAUUAAUAA
Molecule: messenger RNA, 11420 nt
Organism: Zootermopsis nevadensis
Lineage: Eukaryota; Metazoa; Arthropoda; Insecta; Blattodea; Termopsidae
Source: RefSeq, a predicted model, not a curated record